UCUGCCGGUUGGCAGCAUUGAUGUCAAAGCAUUUAGGUCGUUUCACCUAAUUCCAAGUUUAGUAGUUUGUGUUUUUAAUACUACGUUUGAGUAGUACGAAAUAAGUUUUACUUAUAUGCGUAGCAGUGAGCCCGUUGCUACGAAAAUAAUAACGAUAUGCUUGAAAGUGUUGCCCAGCGCUAGGUACAUAUUACAUCUGCUUACAGGUUAAAGGUGGCAUUUAGAGGUACUUCAUGAUGGCAGCUGAUCAGUUUUGCUUGCGAUGGAACAACUUUCAGCUAAACAUUGCUUCUGCUUUGGAUAGUUUAAAAACAGAUGAAGAUUUAGUGGAUGUAACUUUAAGUUGUGAAGGUCAAAAUGUGAAAGCCCACAAAGUCGUGCUCUCAGCUUGCAGCCCAUACUUUCGAGCUGUUUUUAAGGAGAAUCCUUGUCAGCACCCAAUAGUAAUUCUGAAGGAUGUAAGUUAUGAGGAUGUAAGUGCACUACUGGGCUUCAUGUAUCAGGGUGAGGUGUACAUCACCCAGGACAGACUCGCAUCAUUUUUACAUACGGCUGAGCUAUUGCAAGUUCGUGGACUGACUGGGGCAUCAAACCCAUUUAAAGAUUCGACAAAACAAUGCAAAACAAAGAAACCAGUGCUCACGCCUGCUGGACAGAUGCGACACGAUACUCCUCCACUGUCUUCCCCACCAGCUGUGUCACUUCCAUUACAGCCUACCAGUAAAACGACUGCCCUUCACCCCAUCUCAAAAAGUCCACUGAUGACCAUUAAAGAGCCACAUUCAUCAUCACUCUCACUCAUUCAGACUAAACCAACUGGUAUGAAUUCAUCCACAACUUUACAUCAGCACCCUUCAACAGUCACGCAAUCCUCAUCUUACCAGCAUUCCACGCCCACUCAGUAUCGUAAUCCAGCACCGUUGGAACACUCUCCAUCGUAUCAACAGACUUCGAGCAGUCAGCAGUCACAGCAGUCAGCCUUCUCCCAACACCAAACAGCAGCAAGUGACAGCCAGCAAGAAACAGAGCAGCCUAAUCGUCAGUCAUCAUCUCCUCAGCCACCAUCUGCCAAAAGACGUAAAGCAUUUCCACGUCGUGUCAGUGUUAGUGGCCAUUUGCCAGCUGAGGAUUCAGUCGAAUCUCUGGAUGCAGAAAAGGUGAAAGCAAAGCCAAGUGAAGAACAAAUUGGUUGUGAAGUUGUUAGUUUGGGUGCUGCACCUGUCAAACAGGAGCCGGAGGAUGAAUCAGUAUUUGACAUAGAUGCAACAAUGGAGGAGGAGAGCAAUCCCAUUUCAUUCAGCAAUACUGAUGAAGAUGUUGUGCAGAUGGAGAGUCCCAGCUCAGAUGUGGGUAGGCGGCUGGAUUACUUUGGAAAUGUGGAGACCAUUGUUUCUGAGGAACCAGGGCCUGUUGGUCAAGAUGUCAUCAAAGAAGAGGUGAUGGUUGAACGAGGGCCAUCUCUUGCACCCCAUAGCAUGUUGCUCAGAUCACUCUCUGGAACAAAGCACUCUGCAGUUACAGGAGAUUCAUCGCCGUCAAGAAUUGGUGAGGGAGCUGCUUCAACACGGGCCAUGGAUGAAGCUGAUGAUCGUUUGAUGAGCCGACCAUGUCCCUUGUGCGCCAAAAUAAUAUCGAACAAAUCGAAUCUUCAGAAACAUAUGAAGAUAGUACAUAGCAACCUAUGUAAGCAACAGAGGUGCCUCUUAUGUGAGAGAGUUUUCAAAAACAAAUACAGCCUGAAGGCUCAUAUGUACACUUACCACAGAGAAACUGUGACAAAAUAAAUACAUAGGACACAGGUGAUAUGAGUUUGUGAUAUACUUUUAUGCCAUUUCUUUGCCUUUAGUCAGUUAACCAAGAAUUGCUUCUGAACAUGAAUAUCUAUAGUAUUGUAUUCUGUUGUAAGUGAAACAAACUUGACAGAUCUGUGCAAAAUGAUAAACUGCGUAAGAUAACAAACUAUAUUAGACCUAAGAGAUCCCAGAUUUUUUCAAUUUAUCAUAAACAGAACAGUACAGAUUUUCUAUCUGUGAUGUUUCGUUUUUAAAACUGUAACUUACACUUUAAACAGUAAUGUUUAAUAAAUACGGUUGCUUUGAUAUAUUUUAUCAUUAUUGAAUCAUACAACAGCUGGAGAUCCUAUCAUAAUACUGUUUCAUUAUGUAUGACCUUAGUGUUGUUAUUGUGAAUUUAAUUUCAUACAUUAGAUAAAAAGAGAAUCACAAGCUAUCAACUGUGGCAGGCAGGUGUAUCCAUAGACAAACGUAAAAUACGUAUUUGAAUCUCACUGAGAACUUGCCAAGCAGGACAAGGGAGUAAAAUGCGAGAGUAAUGAGGAAAAUGUUCUUUCACACUGGUAGCUGGAACUUGAAUGCUUGGUAUUCUUUAUGUGUUUUAAGUGCCUCACAAAGUAUACAGUGGCAGUCAUUGUGUUUUUUUCUAUCUUAGUUUCUAAGAAUGCUCUCAGAACUGCAUAUAUUACGUAGUGAUGGGUGGGAGGAUGUUUAUUUAUAAUGAAGGAAGAGGAAUGUUGAGGAAAGGGUCCCAGGUUAUUGUAAAGGUCUGUAUUAGCAUUUCCCUGGAGAGACUAACUGAGGUAAACUUUGUUUGGAAUAGCCAACCUUCAGGUUAGGAAUCAAACCUCCUUGUGAUAUUCAAUAGAUAUUGUGAUAACAGUAUCAGGUUAAUUAUUUAUUGAAAUAACUUUUCAGGAAAUACCCUAUUAAGUUAAGAGGUUCAGAGUUUGUAAUGUUGUUUUAGAAAAUUACAGGAAUGUGGGUAAGGAACUUGUGUUAUAAUUCAUUUCAGGUUUUGGUCUGUGUAAACGAAUAAGGUAAUAUGUCUCUGUAUUACACUGACAGUUAUGUGUAAAGUUUAUUUAUUUAUGAUUCAUUGAAUGACAUUGUCAAUGUGUUUGACUGUAUAUGUGUUGAAUGAUAUGAUGGUUUUGAUGAUACUGAUGUGCCCAGUGAAUGUAUGUUCCCUGUUUUCAUUUGUUAUGAUUCAAUAAUUUUAUCAUCAAGACUUGUCUUACUCUUUCCAUGGUCUCUCUUGAUUCCUUAAUUGCAUCUGAAUAAGCUUUUAAUGGCUUCAGAUUUCAAAUGACAUAGUUGUCAUUAAUUUUUUAAUAACUUAGGUAGGCCUACUUUAUUCCAUUUGAAGUGUAUCUUAUUUAACCAAUUAAUUUAUAAACUAUUAAUUCAGCAGAAAAUAAGUACUCAUAGAUGUUAAUUCAUUAAUAAUUUUUUAAGUCAUUACUGAUAUUGUAACCUUAAUAGAUGAUCAUCUGACAUCAGUGUAAAUUUGGUAGGGGUUGACAGAGAUGAAUUCACUGAUUAGCAAAGAUGGCAGUAUUUUCUUUUAACCACCUCAAUAAUAUGCCAUCGUAUGGUUCCAAUAUCAAACCUCUACUCCAUUAAUUAAACUGAUAGAGGACGAGUGGCUAAAAUCAAAAUGUUUGGCAGAAGGGAGACCAAAUUAUAAAGUGAAAUAGAAAGAAGGUAGAAUAUGAAUAUAGAUCUUGCAGAUGAUGUGAUAAUGUGGUUAGAAUUAUAUUGAACUGGAUUAAAAUCUGUUGCCAGAAUUUUUUGCAGUGAGUAAGCUUCAGGUUGAAAUUGAGUUUUAAAAAUGGCUGCAAGAAACUGAAAGGUCCAUUCCUCUUAAUACAUUUAUAAUUACUGCCUUGUUGCCUGUUCCUUUCAUACCUGCAAUGUUGCUGUUUAUGUUAGAAUUAUAAGGAACUUCAGCUACUGGAUUGACAUCAAUGUGCCAUCUUUAUUUGAGGUAAGUAUUGAGUUUUGAAUGUACUGUAUAGCUUUUAAGGCUUCUUUCAAGUCUCUUAAUUAUAAUUGUGAAGUAAAGCAUGU
Messenger RNA from Cryptotermes secundus, 3866 nucleotides. RefSeq names its product protein abrupt. The coding region runs from base 234 to 1784 and encodes 516 amino acids. Gene Ontology annotation, cellular component: nucleus. The record is from RefSeq and is a predicted model, not a curated record. Gene Ontology annotation, biological process: regulation of transcription by RNA polymerase II. The transcript is spliced from 5 exons. Lineage: Eukaryota; Metazoa; Arthropoda; Insecta; Blattodea; Kalotermitidae. Gene Ontology annotation, molecular function: protein binding.